GCUGUUUCCGCCACCCACUGGAGCUCCACUAAAUUCUCUAAUUUCCGGUACGUCAUUCUUCUUCCGGUGAUAGAGGGCAGCUCGCUUUAACGUAACAACUAUCCCUAAAAUCGACGAAAUCCAACAAAACUAUGUCUCACACCAUCCUGCUGGUACAGCCCACAAAGAGGCCAGAGGGUCGGACAUACGCCGAUUACGAAUCAGUCAACGAAUGUAUGGAAGGGGUUUGUAAGAUGUAUGAAGAACAUUUAAAGAGAAUGAACCCCAACAGUCCAUCAAUAACGUAUGACAUCAGCCAGCUGUUUGACUUCAUCGACGACCUUGCUGACCUCAGCUGUUUGGUGUAUCGUGCCGACACACAGACAUACCAGCCUUACAACAAGGACUGGAUCAAAGAGAAGAUCUACGUGCUGCUUCGUCGUCAAGCCCAGCAGGCGGCCAAGUGAAGCUCCUGAGAAGAUGCGGGGCACGGCGGGAGGGUGGCAUGUUUUAAAGUUGCAGUUUUGGUGUUUUCAUUUGAGCAGCAUAUUUUAUACGAUUUUGUUUGACUUAUAAUAAAGAUUAUGUGAAAUAACACUA
Messenger RNA from Cyprinodon tularosa, 579 nucleotides. RefSeq names its product enhancer of rudimentary homolog. Lineage: Eukaryota; Metazoa; Chordata; Actinopteri; Cyprinodontiformes; Cyprinodontidae. The transcript has 4 exons. Bases 132 to 446 code for a protein of 104 amino acids. The record is from RefSeq and is a predicted model, not a curated record.